AUGGCAUCGAAGUUCAGCCCCCAGAACUUGAACGAUGUUUCCGGCCUCGUGGCUGUAGUCACAGGAGGCGGCUCUGGCCUCGGACGCAUCAUCGCCCACGCUCUGGAAGCCAACGGCGCCAAAGUAUUCAUCACGGGCCGACGACAGGAGAAGCUGGACGAGGCUGUGAAGGAAGCAACUCACGGCAACAUCACCGCCAUCCAAGGCAGCACAACCUCCCACGAAGACGUCCAAAAAGCCGUCGACGUGGUCACCAAAGAGACCGGAUACAUCGACCUCCUAAUCUGCAACGCUGGCAUGUCAACCGCCGAGAAAGGCGAGAACAUCCGUCCGAAGCCCAAGCAGGACUCGACGAUUUCUGAGAUUCGGGAUUACUAUUUCAAUUACAGGACCCCAACGAUCUGGAGGGAUACGUUGGAGACGAAUGUCGCGGCGACUUUUACGACGUCGAUGGCGUUCUUGGAGUUGUUGGAUGAGGGGAAUAAGCGCAGGGAGAAGGGGAAGCCGACGAGUCAGAUUAUCGCCGUGGGGAGUGCUGGGGGGUUGUUGAGGUUUACCGAUCCAUUCAUUUACAACGCAUCGAAAGCUGGAAUCCAUCACUUGAUGAGGAACCUGGGCAAUUUCCUGGUUCCACAUGACAUCCGUACGAACAUCAUUGCGCCUGGAUGGUUCCCGUCGGACAUGACAACGGCGGUGGCUAAGGCUUUCGAGGAGACUGAUGGCGUUAUGCCUCGGACUCUGGUGCCACAGCAACGAAUGGGCAAUGAGGAGGAGUUGGCCGGUACGGUCUUGUAUCUCGCGUCGAAAGCUGGGGGCUACUGCAAUGGUAACAUGAUGGUCAUCGAUGGUGGUGUCUGCCAGAACAAUGCCUAA
Messenger RNA from Zasmidium cellare ATCC 36951, 873 nucleotides. RefSeq lists its product as uncharacterized. NCBI's taxonomy places the organism in Eukaryota, Fungi, Ascomycota, Dothideomycetes, Mycosphaerellales, Mycosphaerellaceae. The record is from RefSeq and is a predicted model, not a curated record. Bases 1 to 873 code for a protein of 290 amino acids. The transcript has 4 exons.